ACAAUUUGCAAAUAGUACUACUAACAUACUAUAAAGCUUUACUUUCCCACGUAAAAACAUUCUCUGAAAAAUCACGGCGUUGUAGUCUUGGUGCUUUUUAGUGUCUAAAUAUUAAUUUAGUUUGAGUGUAUAACAAUUAGUGUGAAAAGGUGGUAAUUGUGCAUAAAGUGUGGAAACUGAAAAUUUUGAAAAUGGAUCUUGGAUUUUUAUCAGAUGAGCGUGUGAAACCAUUUAAUUUAUGAUUGCCAAGAAAACAUGAUUACGAGAAAAUGCAGGCAAAAAUGUCGGUGAACAUUAACUGGACGUCUCCAAAAAUAGCUUUGGCAGCUUUGUUUGUGACCACCGUUUGCCUAUUGGAUAUACAGGCCGCCUGGGCAAAGAAGCUAAAUGCGAGCCAAGCUUUUGACAACACGUGGAACACUGCAUCCGAUUUGGAAAAUGAAUUGGAACAACAAAAGCGAUCAAAGGGGCAGAGUGCAAUAGGAGCAAUAGGUGCAAGCGGUGCACCUGGCCAGUGGUCGUCCUGGUCAGACUGGUCAACCUGUUCGCGCACCUGCGACGGAGGCAUCAUGCAUCAAAUGCGUAGGUGCGGCAGUCCUGGCAGUUGCCGCGGGGAGAGCACUCGCUACCGCAUUUGCAACAUGCAGCCUUGUCCGGAGCAGCAGGACUUCCGCUCCAGCCAAUGCACCGCAUACAACGAUGUUCCCUACGACGGCACUUUGUACAAGUGGACUCCGCAUUAUGAUUACGUCGAGCCUUGUGCGCUUACAUGCAGAGGACAUCCGGCGCAUCUCAUCGAAGACAUUUCGCGGGAGAAUGGAGGCGGGAAUGCCGAGGAGGCGGAACACUACGACGAGCAGAGCGUCAUUGUGCAAUUGUCGGCGAGGGUGCAAGAUGGGACCCGUUGUCGUUCCGGCAGCUUGGAUAUGUGUAUCCAAGGAAAGUGUCAGCGUGUUGGCUGCGACUUAAAAAUCGGAUCUACAAAAAAAAUAGACGGCUGCGGAGUGUGCGGCGGCGAUGGAAACUCCUGCUCCCAACCGCUCUUCAACUGGGAGAUGGCACCGAUGUCGCAGUGCUCUGUCACCUGCGGUAGUGGUUACAAAAUGUCCCGUCCUUUAUGCAGGAAUCGUCUAACCAACGCCGAUGUCGAUGAUACGCUCUGCAGUCUUACUAAUCGCCCGGAGGCGUCGGUGGAGCAAUGUAAUACACACAGUUGUCCUCCUCGGUGGAUAGCAGACGAUUGGAGCACUUGCAGCCGCCUCUGUGGUCACGGCUACCGUGAGAGGAUGGUGGUCUGUGCCGAGGAGUCGAACGCCAUCAAGACGAGGGUGGCCGAUAUCAUGUGCCGUACACCCAAGCCACCAACACAAGAGACCUGCAUUAUCGAGGAGUGCCCGCACUGGGAGGUCGAGGACUGGACCGGAUGCUCGGUUUCCUGCGGACAGGGUAUACAAAUGCGAGGCGUUGAGUGCAAAUCGACAGACGGCAGCCUGAGUGCCAAGUGUGAUCCACUUACAAAGCCGGGCAGCAUGCAGCAGUGCUCCACCGGAAUUCAUUGCGGCGGAUCGGAAAACCAAGUAGGUGGCACCAUCAUUGUGGGUAGCAGUCGCUUGACAAACGAACGAUCGGAGCGACAGUUGGACAGCUCGGAAGUUGAUGACGACAACAAGGACGAUGAUGACGAGGGCGAUGAAAUCGAGGACCUGGAAUCGGGACAGGAUACGGAUGAUGGUGAAGGCUUGUCCUACGCUGACCAACCAUUGCGAUACGCUCAUCGCACACAGAGUCGACUGAAUCAGGAAGCCCCUGAUGAGCCGCGCACCAUGCAUCUAAUGAACGGAAACUCAAACAAUAAUUUCAAUCGGGGAGGCGACGAAUCCGAGGGACCCUCAUUAGAUCCCACCUACAUCAAGGAUAAUGAGUGGUCCCCAUGUAGCGUUACCUGUGGGGAAGGAAUCCGCCGGCGCACCUACAACUGCAAGAUUUUCCUCGAGUACUCUAGAACGGUGGCCACCGUUAAUGAUUCGUUGUGCGAGGGAAAAAAACCACAUGACGAAGUAGAGCGAUGUGUGGAAGAUCCGUGCAUACUGCCCUCCCACGGCUUCGACGACCAGUUCCCCCGUGAUUCCAUUAAAGUGGGUGUGUCGGAGCCGGGUAAAACAUACGUCUGGCGGGAACAGGGAUACACUUCCUGCAGUGCCUCCUGCCUCGGAGGUGUCGAGGAGCUGAUCAUCAACUGCGUUAGGGAAGAUAAUGGUAGGGUGGUGUCGCCCUUCCUCUGUUCCCCGGAAACCAAGCCGGAGGCCAGGGUUCGCACAUGCAACGACCGUCCCUGCCCUCCCAGAUGGAACUACUCAGACUACACGCCCUGCUCCAAGAGCUGUGGCAUUGGCAUCAAGACCCGCGAGGUGCAGUGCAUCCACGAGGUUACGCGUGGAGGGGACAACACAAUGGUGGUGCCGAACAGUAUGUGCCCACAGCCACCACCAGCAGAUCGGCAGUACUGCAACGUUCUCGAUUGCCCCGUACGUUGGGAAGUAGGUGAGUGGAGCAAAUGCUCUCAUACCUGUGGCUAUGGGUUUAAGGAUCGGAAGGUCGAGUGCAAACAGAUAAUGGCACAGGAGCACAAGAUCGAACGACCCGAAUCGAUGUGCCCGAGUGCUAAGCCGGCGGACAAAAAGCCCUGCAAUGUGAAACCCUGCCCGCCGGAAGAUCCAAAGCCAGUCAUCCAGAUCAACAACUCAACACACAUUCAGCAUGACCCCAAGAAGACCAAGAUCACCCUUAAAGUGGGCGGCGCUGGCGUUGUUUUCUUCGGCACUCAGGUGAAGAUCAAGUGUCCCGUAAAGCGGUACAAUCGCACCAAGAUCAAGUGGAGCAAGGAUCACAAGCCGCUGCAGCGUUCACGAAAGUACAAAGUGUCGAAGAAGGGCGCCCUACGAAUACUUGAUAUUACGUUCCGUGAUGCCGGAGUCUACUCCUGCCACGCCGGUCUCAGUUCCGCGGAAAUAAGCAUCGAGGUGAAGGCCAAGCCAGGACAGCAGGUUGAGGAGCUCGAGCAGCAGGAAACUGAACGAUUGGUGCGUGAGAAAAGUGGCACAGAGGCUCUCACCUCGGCGGAUAUGAAGAAAUCUGGUGGAACAGGGACUUCCGCUGCUGUCGGAACUAUCAGCUACGUUAAUGGGACGACGCAACAGCAUGGCUCACGCCGCAGGCAGCAGCAGUCGGAGCGAUUACAGAACGGGAGGGAACGGAACCGGAGACCCAAGUCGGAUGGAGUUCAGCAUGCGGAUAGCAGCAUCAUGGAAGACGAUCUCUCGCAAUUAGUGCAAUCCGAGGACAGAAUACCACAGCCGGCAAGCGCCAGUAGCGGCGGUAGUCGCACCAGGACUCUGCUGGCUAUGCCAUAUUUCCAGGCUCUGCUAAGCAAUCUCCAGUUGCUAUGGCCGCUGCAGCGCUUCAAGGACUCUCGAGGCCAGCACUUGCUCCAAGGCGAGGCGCUUAAGUACGGCAUCGAUUUAAAAGGCAACGACUUUGACCAGGAGGAGCUGGAACGCGUGCCGGCCAAGCAGUUACCCAAAGAAGCAGUACCAGUUCAAACGCAUUCGCCCUUGGACCCGGAGUACAAUGCGCAGUCGAAGUCCGAUGGGGAAGCGAAAGACAUCCCGCUACACAUGCCGCACGCUCGAUGGGAAACAGCAGCUGCAGCUUCGACUACGAUGGUGCCAGGCAUGGCGAGCGGCGGCUUCGUCUACAGAUGGAUGCUGGGCCAGUGGUCCAAGUGUUCACAGGAGUGUGGAGCGGCCGGCAGUGGCCUGCAGCGGCGUACGGUGAGCUGCCACAGAGUAGCAACGGCCACGGACUCCGGCAGUACUGGCGACACCGAGAGCAAUGUCGUAGAUAAUUCAGAAUGCUCCGCGCACGGCCUGGAGCUGCCAGAUUUGUUCCAGAGCUGCGGCAACGAGGCCUGCCCGCAGUGGAGUACGGCCGACUGGACGCCCUGCCAGCGAUCCCACUGCCACGGAAGGAAUACGGCCAUGCAGCGCCGCCAAGUGACGUGCCGCUACGCCAACGGCACGGCGGGAGGCGUCUGCGACGAGUUUGAGCGACCGGCGACGCGGCAGGAAUGCUACAAUGAGCGGUGCAAGGGCGUGUGGCGCGUGGAGUCUUGGUCCGAGUGCAAUGCGCCGUGCGGUCGUCAGGGCAUCAAGUACCGCAUCCUGCAGUGCGUCUGGUACGGAAGUCGCCGGCCAGCCGGCAAUGUGUGCAAGCACCAGCCACGCCCGGCGGUGAUGAAGGUCUGCAAAAGUCCGGCCUGCCAGGCGCAGUUGACGUCCUCCCAGUACUGUCGGGACUCCUCAAACUACUGCCGUAAUGCCAGCGCCAUGGGUCUGUGUCGACUCCAUCGCUACAAGCAGAAGUGCUGCGGAUCCUGCCAGCAGCAACAUAAUCAACAUCUUAUUCUAUAACUCCACUGCGGCUUACCAAAAUAACAAGAACGUUUAAGGAACUCAGCAAGCAAUUACCCUAGGUACCGAAAUAAAACGUCUAUAGCAAUAUACUAAGUAUAACUUAUCCACGAGUAUGCAUCGUCAGCAACAUCCGCACUUACAUGAAUUUACCUUAAUAUAUGUAGUGUCAAAGGCCAUUUAUGAACAAGAACGUAUUAUUUAUAAAACAUCCAAUGCGGAAACGUGACUUGACACUUGUGUCUGAAGUAAGCUAAACAUUGUAAGAUCUGUUUUAGAUAUGUUCCCUAAGGGCCAUUAUUUUAGCAGCAUGUGACAAAACAAUUAAACAAAAUCAAUUUAAACAACCACCCAAUUCGUAAGUGUAUGAAUAUUAAGCAAUCGUGAGAAACAAUUCAUUCGCGAAAAAUAUUCGUAACAAGGAUAAUUAUUAGUUUAGGGUAACCGAGCUAUUAUUAGCUAGCUAAAGAAUGCAUCCGUUUUGCAUUAUGUAUGAUUCGAUUACUUGCUGACUUAAAUGGCCCACAAAAUAUAUUCGACCAGCAGCCAUCUUAAAUUGAACAGCUGAAAUAAUUCGAUAAACUUAAUAAAAAAGAAGUCCGCACUAUUACCUGGUGCAAACGAAACCCGAAUAUUAUUGUGUACAUAUAGAUAAGAGCUAAGGGCCUCUAUUGUCGGUUUAUAGCACUGGAAUUACUUUCGAUUUGCAUUUAUCAAUUAACCACUAAGAAUGUUGUAAAUAAAUCGGGUUUAUCACUAAAUCCACAUUUUAUUUAAUGGCCAGCCUUGUAAUUUAAUGAAAGUCUAACUAUUUGAAAUAAAUAUAUACGCCUAAUUGUAAUUAGUUUUAUAUGAAUCAUUGUUUUUAUGUAUACCAAAUUAAAUUGAAACACUAGAUUAACUCUAAAUAACACUGCAACAUGUAAGCUGCUAAGUAUAGACGAAUAUAUCGCAAUUGUUAAAGCGUAACUAAAUAUAUAUACUGUUAAGUGAAAGUUAUAUUAAUAAGCCAAAGAGUAAAUGCAUCAGUAACCAAUAUCAAACGCCUACAGACGCAAGCAAAAAUAAACACAAUCGCAGCCCGAAUUAAAUCGCAUAACACAGCAAGGAUAUAACAAAAAUGCGAUGUAUUGUACAAAAAUCGGAACAAAUUUGGAAUAAAUAUUAAAUACUAAUAAAC
Molecule: messenger RNA, 5649 nt
Organism: Drosophila erecta
Lineage: Eukaryota; Metazoa; Arthropoda; Insecta; Diptera; Drosophilidae
Gene: nolo
Product: protein madd-4
Exons: 20
Coding region: 270-4469 (1399 amino acids)
Biological process (GO): extracellular matrix organization
Cellular component (GO): extracellular matrix
Molecular function (GO): metalloendopeptidase activity
Source: RefSeq, a predicted model, not a curated record